AGACCAAACAAUUUGUGCACUCCCUCUCGCUCUCCCUCUCCUGAACAGACAGACAGUCCCUACCUGCAGUCCUGGGCACAGACAUGAGGCCUUCUCCCCAUGAGGGGACUUUAUCCGCUUGGCUUCUCCUCGCUUUCCUAUCCAGCACCACGCUGGCUGUGGAGAGGCACUACUACAUAGCCGCUGUCAACAUUGAUUGGGAUUACUCGCAACACAAGACCGAUCGUGUCUUCAAGAAAGCUGUAUACAGAGAGUAUGAGGAUGCCUCCUUCACAAAGCCCAAGCUCCAUCCCCCCUCCUUGGGCUUGCUCGGGCCAACAUUGCGUGGGGAGGAGGGUGACGUGAUCAUUGUGAAGUUCCGGAAUAUGGUCAAUCACCCUUGCAACAUCCAUACGCAUGGCGUGUCUUAUGGGAAACAGUCAGAGGGAGCGUUAUACUUUGACAACACCUCCCAAAAGGAGAAGGAGGAUGACGUCAUCAACCCGGAGGGCUCCCACGUAUACACCUGGGAGCUGACGUCCGGAGUGGCCCCCACCGCUGCCGAUCCCCCCUGUCUCACACACACCUACUUCUCCCACGUCGACAUGACCAGCGACUACAACUCCGGCUUGAUUGGUACCCUCUUGGUCUGCAAACCUGGCAGUCUGGAUGCCUCAGGGAAUCAGAAGCAUUUCGAUCAGGAGCAGGUCCUCCUCUUUGGCAUCUUCGACGAGAGCCUCAGCUGGUACAGCAAAGGAGCCCCACCCAGCCCUGAGCUGAUGAAAUACACCAUCAAUGGCUACACCCAUGGCUCCAUCCCAGGCCUCAAUGUAUGUGCCUACAGUAGCGUCACCUGGCAUUUUCUGGGCAUGAGCUCAAUGCCAGAGCUCUUCUCUGUGCAUUUCCACGGCCAGGUAUUCGCCCAGAACGGGCACCGGGUGUCGUCUCUGAGCCUGGUGAGUGGCACCACCACCAGUGGCGUCAUGACGUCUCUGCACGAGGGACGCUGGCUCAUCGCCUCUUACCUCAGCCAACACAUGGAGGCGGGUAUGCAUGGAUUUCUGACAGUGGAGACAUGCGAGGCCUUCAAGAAGCCUGUGCGCACUCUUAGCAAGAAAGAGAGGCUCAACAGUCGACUGUGGACCUAUUACAUCGCUGCAGAAGAGGUCAUCUGGGACUACACUCCAAACCUACCUGAUUAUGUUGACGUGGAUUUCAAAUCCAAAUACCUGAAGCAGGGCCCAGACCGCAUUGGCCACAGGUACAAGAAGGCCGUAUUCACCCUGUACACAGACGAGACCUUCACCAAGCGCAAUGAGCACGCCCAGAGGAAAAUGGAGCAGGGGAUCAUUGGACCCGUCAUUAGAGCACAGAUAAGAGAUCAAAUAAAGAUUGUGUUCAAGAACAAGGCCAGCAGGCCAUACAGCAUCUACCCCCACGGCCUCACCCUAGACAAGGCUGGAGAGGGGGCCAGCUACCCAGCGGGAGGCAACCAGAGCCACGGCGUGCAGCCGGGCCAGACGUACACGUACGAGUGGAAUGUAGUGGAGGAGGACGAACCACUAGCCGGCGACGCCCGCUGCCUGACCAGGAUGUACCACAGCGCCGUCGACACCCCCCGGGACAUCGCCUCCGGCCUUAUCGGGCCCCUGCUCAUCUGCAAGGGCCAGUCCCUCAACCAGAGGAACGUUCAGAUGAAAGCAGACAAGGAGCAGCAUGCAAUGUUUGCUAUUUUUGACGAGAACAAAAGUUGGUACCUGGAUGAGAACAUUCAGGAUCGCUGCACUGACCCAGCCAGAGUCAGGAAAGAUGCACCAGACUUUUACGCUUCAAAUAUUAUGCACACCAUCAACGGCUACAUGUUUGAAAGCGGCCAAGUUCUGGGCUUCUGCAAUGAUGAGAUUGCCACAUGGCACGUCUCCAGCAUCGGCGAGCAGAGCCGCAUCCAGACCGUGACUUUCUACGGCCACACGUUUGAAGUGAACAACAGAGAGGAGGACUUCCUGUCUCUCUUCCCCAUGACGGGAGAGACCGUCUCCAUGCACAUGGAUAAUAAAGGUGACUGGCUGUUAUCAACGCUAAACUCGCAUGACUCAACCAAAGGCAUGAGAGUGAAAUUUAAGGAUGUUGAGUGCUUCCGAGAUUAUGUGUAUGAAUAUGCUGAGAACGAGAACGAUAAUAUGUGGAACAUAUGGAAAGCACCGGAACACGUGCCCCCUCCUCCAGAGGAGGAGCCUGAGGUAGAAAAGCCAAUCGUUAUUGAUGCACUGGACGACUUCUAUGCAGAUAUCCUUAAUAUUAGAUCACACAAGAACACAGAGAACAAGACAACUAGUGACAUGGAGUUGCUAGACCUCAGAGCGUUUGAUUAUGACUUCGACUCGCCAGGUGAAGACCGAAUUGCACAGAACCCAGGAAAAUCAUCUGAGCCUCUCAACGCCUCUGAUUCAGAAAUGCUGGAGAUGUCAACAAUGGAGCCACUGCUAAAAUCCCCAGACUCUGAUGUCAAUAACACCAUGGGUAAUGGCAUAAACAGCACUCAAACGUCAGUGGUAAAUGGCACACUUGACAACAGGGAUUAUCACCAUGACAAUAUGUCCAACGAGAAGUCAGAUAACAAGUCAACAAACAACACAGAGUUGGUGGAUUAUGGCAAAAGCUUAACGGCUCAGGACCCUGAAAAAUCUGGGCAAGUGUUCAAUGUCUCACAUUCUGACGACAUGGAGUUGCUGGACAGAGAGUUUGGUUAUGCAGACAGCAUACCAGUUGGGAACCAAACUAUACAGAACCCUGGAAAAUCCUCUGAAGUUUUGAAUGUCUCUGACUCUGACGUCAAUAACACAGACUAUAGGACGAAUUAUAUUGACAUUAGAUCACACAAUAAGUGUUGUAAUAAGACCGGUAUAGACUUGGAGUUGCUGGACUCAGAGUUUGGUUAUGCAGACAGCAUACCAAUUGGAAACCAACCCACACAGAACCCUGGAAAAUCCUUGGAAGUUUUCAAUGUCUCUGACUCUGAUGUCAAUAACACCAUGAGUAGUGCCGUGCACAGCACUGCUACGUCCAUGUUAAAUGACACCGGUUUUACAGCCACAGUGCCUCCGCUGGUGACACCACCAAUAAAAGUUUCCAGCUCCAUCCGAGGUGAUCUAGCGACUUUACACAGACUGCUUCACAAAGGCCGACAUGAAGAGGAGCUGAAGGGAAAAGGAGAUGACAAACAAGGAUCUUCACCUCUCAACAUCACCGUGGAAUCACAAAACAAAAAUGGCACAAGGCUGGUUGAAAACACUACCAAUGAAACCUCAUCGGAAGUUGGAAACAGCACAACCCCUUCUCCUAGCGAUCAGGUCAUCACAAGCCUGCCAGUAAACGUGUCAUCUGCUGACACCGACCCACAGGUUAGCUUGAGUAACUCAUCCUCAUCAGAGAGCAGUGAAUUGGGCUCUUUCAACGCGUCCUCCGUGUCUUCGUCUGAAAGACGCAGCAACGAGUCCUCCCAGGAGAGCGGUGAGUGGAACAGCAGCGAGGAGGUGGUUAUCUACUUGACUCACAACAAGACCGAGGGCAUGAAGACCCAAACACUUGGGCACCCGAAGGAGCACUGGGGCUACGAGGUCCACCAUGACAACGUCGCCGUGAAGAUGCCUGAGGAUAUGCACAAGUACGUCCCCAAGGAGACCAAGCCAAAGAAGCCCAAGGUCAGGAGGGUGCGACCUUUCAAGGGACAUGCCAUGAAAACCAGAAAAAAGAAAGAGUACAAGCCACAGCCCAGGUCUGCUUUGAAUGCCCGCGGGUUUCAGCCCAGGGGAGCGAAGCCGGUGUCCAUGAACGAUGACGACCUUCUGAACAAUGAAAUCAUCAUUGGCGUGCCAACGUUCAAUGACUAUGACUUAUUUGCACAUGUAAAUGCCAUCGACGACAACCUGAGCCAGGAGGAGUACGAGUACAUAGAGUAUAAGGAUCCAUAUGCCCAGUCGAUACAUGAGCAGGGGAUGACACUGGAUGAAACGACUGAGUACAUGCUGAACAAUUUGCCAGCGGGUACCAACGUGAGAAAGUAUUACCUGAGCAUAGAGGAAGUCGACUGGGACUAUGGCGGAUAUGGACAAAAGCGGUCUGACAUGAGAUCUGAUGGACGUCCCACGGCAUUCAAAAAGGUGGUCUACAAGGGUUAUCUGGACCCCUUAUUCAGAGUGCCGGAUAUUCGAGGGGAGGUUGAUGAACAUUUGGGAAUACUUGGCCCGGUUAUAAGAGCCGAAGUUGGUGAUAAUAUCAUGGUCCUCGUCAGAAACCUUGCGAGCAGACCCUAUUCUCUUCAUGCCAAUGGUGUGUCCUACAGCAAAUACAUGGAGGGGCUGAACUAUGUGGAUGGCACACCAUACUGGUACCAGAAGGACAACGCUAUAGGGGUCAACCAGACCUACACGUACAUGUGGAAAGUGAAUGACAAAGUGGGACCAAAAGAAGUGGACAAGAAUGUGGAUCUGAAGGACAGGGAACCCGACUGUCGAACCUGGGCCUAUUACUCUGGAGUGAACCCUGAGAGAGACAUCAACUCAGGGCUCAUUGGACCGCUGUUGGUCUGCCGAAAGGGAACCCUCAGUAAAAAGCCUGUAGACAUCAGAGAGUUUGUGCUCCUUUUCAUGACCUUUGAUGAAAACAAGAGCUGGUAUUAUGAGAAGAACUAUGAGUUGUUCGAAAGGAAGAACAGGAGAACUGUUCAGGAUCCCUUGUUCAAAGAGAAUAUUAAAUUCCCAGCCAUCAAUGGCAUAGUCUAUGCCCUGAAAGGCCUGAGAAUGUACACCAAUCAGCUGACCAACUGGCACUUGAUCAACAUGGGAGCAGCCAAUGACGUGCAGAGCAUCCAUUUCCACGGCCAGACCUUCCUGAACCACCAACGCCAACGCCAGAGCGUCUACCCUCUGCUCCCUGGAGGUCUUACUACGCUACAGAUGACGCCAUCUAAGCCUGGCCUUUGGCUCCUGGAAUCUGAGGUUGGAGAGGCUCAGCAAGGAGGAAUGCAAACACUGUUUCUUGUGAUUGACAACGAUUGUGGCCAUCCCCUUGGCCUUAUCUCUGGAAGUGUCGAGGACAAACAGAUCACCGCCGACCACACCAGAGGUUACUGGGAACCACAUCUCGCCAGGCUGCAUAACUCAGGGAAGUACAACGCAUGGAGCACUGAUGAGCGCAACUCCUGGAUCCAGGUGGAUUUCCAGAGGCCAGUGGUCAUCAGCAAGGUGGCGACGCAGGGAGCCAAGGAGAUGUUCUACUCCAACUACGUAACCAACUACACCAUCUCCUACAGCAACGACCGCAGGAAGUGGGUCUUCUACAAGGGAGACAGUGACACCACCAGGAAGACUUUCGCAGGGAACUCAGAAGCCAACAAGGUGAAGGAGAACAUAUUCUUUCCCCCUCUGGUGGGUCGCUUCAUCCGUCUCCACCCACUACACUCGUACAACCAGCCCACUGUACGGAUGGAGUACUAUGGCUGCGAACUGGACGGGUGCUCAGUACCACUUGGUAUGAAGAGUGGGGAUAUCGGAGACCAGAAGAUCACGGCCAGCUCUACGGCCAGUAACUGGUACGCAGGCACCUGGGAGCCCUGGCUGGCCCGCCUGGAUAAGCAGGGUACUGUCAACGCCUGGCAGGCCAAGAACAACGACUUGAACCAGUGGCUGCAGGUGGAGCUGAGGACCGUGAAGAAGAUCACCGGCAUCUUUACGCAGGGCGCCAAGUCCCUGGGCACCAGGAUGUACGUCACGGCCUACACCCUCCAGUACAGCAAAGACGGCCUGCGCUGGACCAAGUACACGGAUGACCCUGACUAUGAAAUGAAGGAAUUCGAGGGCAAUACAGACAACAACGAGCACAAGAGGAAUUACAUAUAUCCUCCCAUAUUUGCUAAAUUCAUUCGAAUUGUUCCCAAGAGGUGGGAGAAAGCGAUCACCAUGAGGCUGGAGCUUCUUGGCUGUGAUUUUGAGUGAUAAUAAAAAUGUGAAGGUAAACUGGAA
Molecule: messenger RNA, 5999 nt
Organism: Engraulis encrasicolus (European anchovy)
Lineage: Eukaryota; Metazoa; Chordata; Actinopteri; Clupeiformes; Engraulidae
Gene: f5
Product: coagulation factor V
Exons: 25
Coding region: 84-5972 (1962 amino acids)
Cellular component (GO): plasma membrane
Molecular function (GO): signaling receptor activity; oxidoreductase activity; copper ion binding
Source: RefSeq, a predicted model, not a curated record